Molecule: messenger RNA, 1216 nt
Organism: Pelodiscus sinensis (Chinese soft-shelled turtle)
Lineage: Eukaryota; Metazoa; Chordata; Testudines; Trionychidae
Gene: CRIPT
Product: CXXC repeat containing interactor of PDZ3 domain
Biological process (GO): cytoplasmic microtubule organization
Cellular component (GO): dendrite
Molecular function (GO): microtubule binding; PDZ domain binding
Source: RefSeq, a predicted model, not a curated record
UAGGUGGGCUCCAUAGGGAGGCGGGCGAGCGCGGAGGCCGGAAGAGGAAGGGACUGGCCGGAAGUGGCAGUUUGUUUUGGUCUGUCGAGCUGUUGGUGGUCUGUGGCUGCCCGGCGGCGGUUCCAGCUCAGCAUGGUCUGCGAGAAGUGUGAGAAGAAACUUGGCACUGUGAUUACACCUGACACAUGGAAAGAUGGAGCAAGAAAUACUACAGAAAGUGGCGGACGAAAAUUAAAUGAAAAUAAGGCACUGACUUCAAAGAAAGCAAGGUUUGAUCCUUACGGGAAGAACAAAUUUGCAAUAUGCCGGAUUUGUAAGAGUUCGGUUCAUCAGCCAGGGUCUCACUACUGCCAGGGAUGUGCUUAUAAAAAAGGCAUAUGCUCAAUGUGUGGGAAAAAAGUCUUGGAUACCAAGAACUACAAACAAACAUCUGUCUAAUUAUGUUGCGUGAGAAUUUUAUGGAUUUGUUUCUGAAAAUCUUUGUACAGUUUAACUACUAUAACUUAUGAAUGUUAUUAGAGACUAAUAUAUGUCUGAAGAAAAAACUGAAAGACAUAUUAGACCAGAAGUCCAAGAGAUCUGACUUUUAUUAUUUUAGUACUAAACUUACUGAUGUUUAAAAAUAAUGGUUUUACAGACAUUGAUAUAGUACUAAAUUGUAAUGAGAUGUCUUAGUGUGCAAAUCAAUACUACCACCAUCAUAGCUCAUAUUAUCAGACUUUGUAUUUAUGCUAUUCCACUGUUAGGUUUUGACUUGACCACUUACAUAAUGGUGUAAACAUUUUGUAGAUGCUUAAAAUAUGAGAUCAUGUCAACUCGUUAAAGUUGUCCCAGUUUAGCUUUCAUUUACUUAAUUUUAUGUAUUUUUAAGUUUCUAUAUUAAAAAAUCAAUGGUUACUAUUUUGUCCUGCACAGAGGAAUGUUGCUGUGUAGGUAUAAAUAACACUUUACUCUUGUUGAGCCUUCUAAUUGGUUUCCUAACUGGGGUAAUAUUGGUCAAAUUACGACAAAUGAUUCUAAUACUAAAUAAUUUAAUAGUAACUUGUUGGGUUUAUUUUUUAACUGCCAAUGUACUUCAAUUAAUGUUACCUUUGCAACUGAGGCUUGAUAGUGGAAUGCUUUAGAAAUAUCAAGUCUCCUCUUUGAGAUGAGUUAUUACACCUAUUUUGCACGGGAAUGUCUACUUGUUCAAGACAAUAAAACAAAUAUAAUGCUA